This is a messenger RNA of Choloepus didactylus (southern two-toed sloth), 1592 nucleotides long. It is a transcript of the gene PPCDC, whose product is annotated as phosphopantothenoylcysteine decarboxylase. Gene Ontology annotation, biological process: coenzyme A biosynthetic process. The record is from RefSeq and is a predicted model, not a curated record. Gene Ontology annotation, molecular function: FMN binding; phosphopantothenoylcysteine decarboxylase activity. The transcript is spliced from 6 exons. NCBI's taxonomy places the organism in Eukaryota, Metazoa, Chordata, Mammalia, Pilosa, Megalonychidae. Bases 158 to 772 code for a protein of 204 amino acids. Gene Ontology annotation, cellular component: phosphopantothenoylcysteine decarboxylase complex.
CAGAGCAAUCCUGAGGCUGCGUGCCAGUUACAAGCAGUAGGAGGGGAGGCCGAGAAGCCGCGAGACUUGAGUUAUUUCCCGAGACGCACCUGGUUCCGAGAGCCUUAGAGAGUCCAGGAUUAGCAGGACCCCAGGACUUGAAGCCACAGGACCCCACAUGGAACCAAGAACCUCUUGUCAAGCUGCUACACCCUUGGUGGAGAAAAAAUUCCACAUUCUUGUGGGUGUCACUGGGAGUGUUGCAGCCCUGAAGUUGCCUCUUCUGGUGUCAAGCCUUUUGGACAUUCCUGGGCUGGAAGUCGCAGUGAUCACAACUGAGAGAGCCAAACAUUUCUACAGCCUUCAGGACGUUCCCGUCACCCUCUACAGUGAUGCUGAUGAAUGGGAGAUGUGGAAGUGCCGCUCCGACCCAGUUCUCCACAUUGACCUGCGGAGGUGGGCGGACCUCAUGCUAGUGGCUCCUCUUGAUGCCAACACCCUGGGGAAGGUGGCCAGUGGCAUCUGUGACAAUUUGCUUACCUGUGUCAUCCGGGCCUGGGACCGCAGCAAGCCCCUGCUCUUCUGCCCGGCAAUGAACACCGCCAUGUGGGAGCACCCCAUCACCGCACAGCAGGUAGCCCAGCUCAAGGCCUUCGGCUAUGUCGAGAUCCCCUGUGUGGCCAAGAAGCUAGUGUGUGGAGACCAAGGUCUGGGGGCCAUGGCGGAGGUCGGGACCAUUGUGAACAAAGUGAAAGAAAUCCUUUCCCAGCAUGGAGGUCUCCAGCAGAGUUGAACCUGAGAUUUCUGUCUGUGUGUCCUACUGCACUCAGCAUGAUUUCAGGCCAAGUCAGUGAGGAAGAUGGACAUUGGUACGAUAAGGUGAAGACUCCCACACCUGCUGAGUAGGUUUGGCCUGCCCUGCCCCAGGUUAAACUGGACCCAAGGCCCAGGUCCUGACUUCUUUUAAUAGGAGACACUUUCUGAAGCCCCUCCUGACCUUCUCCUUUGAAUACAGCAAACCAGGGUGGGAACAGGUGUUGGAAUGCCUGAUCUUGUCCCUGGGCUCCUGGGAAGAGGACUGAGUCACUGAGAAACCUUGAUUCUGCAUCUCAUCCAGGAAUUGCUUUUAGAAGCAGCCCCAGCAGGAGAGUCCCCAUGUGGCAGGACCCUGGCCAGGCUUUGGAGAUGUUAAUAAAAUAAAAUGUCAGAAUUGGCUUCACCAUAAAGGACCCCUUUCUGAGAAAGGAUUUUCCAAGGAGGCAAAAACAGCCUCCAGGGGCUUUCUGAGAAAAUGGAACAAUGAAACACACCCUACUGAACUGCAGAUAAGCAGCACCUGGUGAUAAGCCAGUUUCAAUCCAGUUGAGAUAGCUGACCAGAUUGGACAUACCAUGAUAACCAAUGUGUGUCUGCUCCCCACUCUGUAAGACAGCCGAAUGUAUGAUGGAAACUUAACAUCAACCAAUCAGCCAAUCGGAACCUUUCCUUGCUUGCUUCUAUGUUCCCCCUAUAUGAGCUUCCCCUUUCCACUCCCUCAGUGGAGCUCCUGUCUACUUUCCGGGUGCGAUGCUGCCCGAUUGAUGAAUUGCUCAAUAAAGCUGUGAGAUCCUAAA